AUGGCCAACGACAGGAGACACUACAUGAGUGCGGCUAUGAUCUACCCGGCUCAUCGCGCGCAGCAAGCAUGGUACAGUCCCCCAGCCCUCGUUGACCUCAUCAAGGACAUUCUUCUACCCCAGCCACAUCGUAAGGCCGACCAAUGUGAACAGAGUAAGAUGCGGGAUCGGACUCUCCCCCAACCUUAG
This is a messenger RNA of Penicillium longicatenatum, 189 nucleotides long. RefSeq lists its product as uncharacterized. The record is from RefSeq and is a predicted model, not a curated record. NCBI's taxonomy places the organism in Eukaryota, Fungi, Ascomycota, Eurotiomycetes, Eurotiales, Aspergillaceae. The transcript has a single exon. The coding region runs from base 1 to 189 and encodes 62 amino acids.